UGGGCAUUGUGUGUUUCUGGGGAUCUGAUGGUGCAACUUUAGGACGGCUGCGGUUUUGAAUCGACUGGAGACAGAAGCAGCUUUCAGCAGCGCGUGGAGGCGAAGGAUGAGCGUGCGUUCUGCCGGGAGAGGAGCGCUCUGAGGACAUGGCAAACGGAGGGGACCAGUUCGGCCUUGCAGAGCACCCGGACUCGGAGUGCGCGGACCCCCCAAAAGAGUCCACUAAGGACAGUCCCAGCUUCGCUUCAAAGGCGUCCAGCCAGCAGGGGAUGGAGGACAUCAAAGUGGUCCUUCAUGACAGGGACCUCUGGAGCAAGUUUGACCAAGUGGGAACUGAAAUGAUCAUCACCAAGGCUGGAAGGAGGAUGUUUCCAAGCUACAAGGUUAAAGUCACAGGACUCAACCCGAAGACCAAGUACAUCCUGCUCAUGGACAUCGUGCCCGGAGAUGAGCACCGCUACAAAUUCGCUGACAACAAAUGGUCCAUAACGGGGAAAGCCGAGCCCGCCAUGCCCGGCAGGCUCUACGUGCACCCGGACUCUCCUGCAACAGGCGCGCACUGGAGCCGCCAGCUGGUUUCCUUCCAGAAGCUCAAACUCACCAACAACCACCUGGACCCAUUCGGACACAUAAUACUCAACUCCAUGCACAAAUACCAGCCUCGGCUCCACAUCGUCAAGGCGGACGAAAACAACGGUUUUGGCUCCAAAAACACAGCUUUCUGCACCCACGUCUUUCCUGAAACGGCCUUUAUUGCAGUGACGUCCUAUCAAAACCACAAGAUCACUCAGCUGAAGAUAGAAAAUAAUCCUUUUGCUAAGGGUUUCAGAGGCAGCGACGACAACGAGCUGCAUCGCAUGGCCAAGCUUCAGGGUAAGGAUUACCCCGUCGUGCCUCGCAGCACCGUCCGUCAGAAAGCGUGCUCUGCUCCGAGUCCCUUCAGCGGGGACAGUCGGGGUCUGCGGGGCUCCCCUGAUGCUGUUGGGUCCCCCUACAGCUGUGGGAACAGCCUGAACGAUGGCAGCCCUCAGGAGCUGCUCAGCGCUCCACCAUCGCACUUCAGCCACCCUCAUCCACACCUGCAGGCCGGCCCGCAGCCGCAGGUCUACCCCUGCAGCAAGAGGAAAGCUGAAGAGAACUGCUCUUCAAGGAACCAUCAUCAUCUCUAUAAGAAACCCUUUACUGGUGGCUCGCCGAGUGAGGAUGACUCCUACUACCACCCCUCCUCCUACCCCCCUCCGCCUCCCCCUGGCUUAUCCAACCUCCCAGCUCUGGCUCUCACCGACUCCCCUUACAGCUCCGACCUGGGCCAGCGUCAGGCCUGCAUGUUUGCUGCCUCAGAUCCCAGAAUGGAUGAAUUUACCUGCGCGUCCUGGUCGUACACCUGUCCGCUUCCCACUGCCAUGACCCCCAUGGAACCCUACCCACCUUACACCCCUCACCCUCCCUACAGUUCCAGCCCUCAGGGAUCUCGGCUCAGUGCUUUAGCCCACCAGAGCUCUCCACCGCUGGGGGAGCACAUCGCUCCUCAUAACCCCUAUCAGACCCAGAGCUGCGGACCCCGAUCUCAGAGCUCCCAAAACCUUCAUGGCAGGCCGCUCGGCUCUCCUCUCCGGGAGUAUCCUCGAUACACCCCCAGCCUGUCACCACCCCUCUACCAGACGCUAGACACUCACACACACAUCAGGUGUGGAGUCCCAGAAUGGAGUGCCGCCUCCUAACUAAACCAG
Molecule: messenger RNA, 1730 nt
Organism: Nematolebias whitei (Rio pearlfish)
Lineage: Eukaryota; Metazoa; Chordata; Actinopteri; Cyprinodontiformes; Rivulidae
Product: T-box transcription factor TBX5-like
Exons: 9
Coding region: 147-1721 (524 amino acids)
Biological process (GO): cell fate specification; regulation of transcription by RNA polymerase II; pattern specification process
Cellular component (GO): nucleus
Molecular function (GO): RNA polymerase II cis-regulatory region sequence-specific DNA binding; DNA-binding transcription factor activity, RNA polymerase II-specific
Source: RefSeq, a predicted model, not a curated record